This is a messenger RNA of Cuscuta epithymum, 1486 nucleotides long. The record is from the annotation of a GenBank genome assembly. Lineage: Eukaryota; Viridiplantae; Streptophyta; Magnoliopsida; Solanales; Convolvulaceae.
CAGAAGUGAGUCACUAGCAAGUUUAACCUCCCAUUACCUCCAUGGCUUCACCCGCCACCACCUCCGCCAGUUUCACAGCCAACGCCGCUGCUACCCACUUCCAGACUCACUGGUGUCACGAGUGCGACAUGAGCGUCCUCCUCUGUCCUUCGACCUCUUCCCCUGUGGUACGCUGCCCUCAUUGCAGCUCCGACAUCCUUGAGCAAAUGGACUCUCUCGACCCUUCUCCGCUGCCCAAUCUCGGUUCCAUCCCUAGUCUCGCUCCCUUACUUGUCGAUCAUAGCACAGCUCUCAUCCCCUCGGACGAUAACUUCCUCCUCGACAGCCCUUCUCUCAACCGUCUCAUCCACCGUAUGGCCACCACCAACGACGCCUUCACCUCCACCAACCGCCACCACAACCCGACCUCGAAGUCCGCUUUACAAUCCCUAAAAGUCAUACAAAUCGGCGCUUCAAUUUUGGAAAAGGACCCGAUUUUAGCCUGUCCAAUCUGUAAGGAGGAGUUUCUGUUAAACUUGGAAGUGAAACUGUUGCCCUGUAAACACAUGUACCAUUCCGAUUGCAUUUUGCCGUGGCUAGAGAUUAAUAACUCAUGCCCUGUAUGUCGGUUCCUGCUUCCUUCACGUGAAGAUGAGGACUUUGAGGUUGACAAUUUUCCUAGAGGAGACAAUUUUAUAGGAUCAAUGAGACUGGAAGAAUUGAUGAAUGAUGAUGCGGAAGAGUUUUUUCGUUUUCAAAGUACUAUAAGACGUAUUUUACAUGUGAAUGAGGUCUCCACAAUGAGUGGAGGCCGGGAUGAAGCUAUUAUACAUAUUGAACGGAUGCCUCAUGCUAUUAUGGAGGGUGAUGGCGCGAGUGAAAUCUGUCUGCUUUCUCCUACACAGAUUGGGGGUGCUGAUCUUGAGGUCGGGGUUGCUAGGGGGGCUGCCAGCCUGGAGACUGUUUCGAGUUUUCCUUGCUCACCUGGAGAUGAUGCCUAUGAAGGUGAAGUUGAUUUUAGUAGUAGUACAUGUAGUAGGCUGGACGAAGGAGUUGCUGUACUCAGGUCUUGAAGUGAAUCCACUAAGAAGGUGCACUUCCUACUAAGAAAAUAAAGAUGGAUUAUGGAUGACUUGUGCUGCUAUUAGGAGUAAUGUGAGAAGGAAUAAAAGUUCACCCUGCAGAACCAGUGACGAACCCUGCGUUUAGUACAGGGGUCCAUGUUUGUAAAGAUUAUAUUACAAUAAAACAUAACAUCUGCUGCUGGUUUGUGAACCCUUGCUUCGGAGUCUUUUAAGCUGUAGCUGACUUGUGCAUAAUGCUGUGGUCUGGUGAAAUUGCGCAGAAUUGCUUAUAUGAUAAAUAAAUUCUUCCCAUGUUUUUAGUUUUCACUUUAUGAAAACCAGGGAAAAUGGCAUAAAAGAAUUACUCCGUAGCAACUUGUAGCCACCUUAAAUGGGGCCUUUUUGAGCUGCUCUGUUAAAUCUGAUUUAAUUUGAGAUUCAAA